AUGGAAUGCAAGUGUAACAACUAUGAGUACUGUCACCACGUAUGUGGCUGUGUGUCAAAUCUGUCAGAAAGUUUUGGAAACGCAACGAUGUUCCAUAAUGUUACCAAAAUAGAACGUGAUAUUAGCAUAAAUGAGACUAAGCAGAUACUUUUCAUGGGACAAUGUUUAUCUUCAACAGAAAAUACGAUCAACUUAGCAGUCAGCACUACUGGAAUCGAUAUUGACGGAGUUCAUAAUGCGAUAUACAUUACUGAAGAAGGAAACAGAGAAAGCAACACUCAAAGUAGAGAAGAUACGACUGGAGAUCCACUCUACGGGACCUUCGAAGAUCCUUGUUACAGUACAUUAACACUGAGGGUAAACUACGGCCCUGUACAUUCUAGUGAUGGAAAAGGAUCUUCUGAAGAUUUUAAUCCAUAUGACUUAAUGUAUGAAGGGAAGGGAAAUGUGGCUAGAGUACAAGAAUCGAACGACAAUAAUUUCUAUUUGGAUAAAGAAAGUGUACAAACGCAAAUCAGCUCAACUCAAAGACUGUAUGAAGACCCGUGGAGAAAUGAUUAUAGUAACUCCCUUUUGCAUCACUCUUCACAAAGGCGGUUUGACCUCAUGCCAGUUGAUGAAUGUUGCAGUGCUCCACGGGGAAAAGAAUACGGGCCCUACGAGCUGGCAUCUAGCGACUAACUAGGAAAGUUUAAUCGACAAAGAAA
Molecule: messenger RNA, 707 nt
Organism: Saccostrea echinata
Lineage: Eukaryota; Metazoa; Mollusca; Bivalvia; Ostreida; Ostreidae
Exons: 2
Coding region: 1-681 (226 amino acids)
Source: RefSeq, a predicted model, not a curated record